AUGUCAGACUCCGAAGUUAUUCCCCACGAUGUUCUGCCAACGUUUGAGACCGACAACGAGCUGCUCAACCGCACAUUGACGCAGAUCGAGCAGUUUUCGCGCGCUGAUGGACUUCCAGACUACCACACCGCUGUAAACGAGGAUCCUCCUUCGUACAGGCCAAACGACACCGUGCACAACCAGGAAAUACUCCAUGUGCGAGACAACGAGAGACUGCUGCUCAACAAUCUGGACCAGCUGGACAGAAUCGCUUCACCCGUCAAGAUCACCAUCAGAGCCACCAAAACCUUCCCUCAGAUGGGGAAGAGCAUUGAGCGAGGUAAUCCCCUGAAAGAGUUCCAUGCUGGCGAUAUCGUCACUGGCUGUGUGACCGUGCACAAUCCCUCAAGUACCAGAAUUCCUUUUGAGAUGUUUUUGGUGUCGCUCGAAGGCUACGUCACCAUCCCGUCCAUAAUGACCAACAAGGUGACCAAACGCACGUUUCUGAAGAUGUUCGAUUUCGGAGCAUGCUACAUGGACGGGUUCUAUCCGACGGCGAAUUUCCCCACACCCACGCAGUGCACGUACGACCCGUUCGACGAGACCUAUUACGGCUUUCCCGAAUCGAAGGUGCUUGAGCCAGGGAGCAAACACAAGAAAUUCUUCUAUUUCAGACUGCCAGAGACACUGCUCGAAAACUCGUGUGACCACCACAUCUACGAGCACUUUGAGAAGCUGCCACCUUCGUUUGGGCUCGACCGCGAUAGUUUCAACGGCAGAGCCAGAAACAUCACGAUCAACGAGUCGCUGGGAUACGGCCGGCUGCAGGACAUUGGCUCGCCCAUUCUGCUCAACGACCAGAGUGAAAACGGCCAGUCGGUAUCAUAUGCCAUCUCAGUGCGCAUGAUUGGCAAGUACCAAGACAUCUACAAGAACGACCCGAUGAAAAAAUUCAUCAUGAUAAAAGACGAGCAGCAUUUCUUCAGAUUCAUACCUGACGAGUCCCUAGACUUACCCUCUUACAAAGACAACCAGAGCCUGGCAAAACAGCCCACCAAGAAGCAAUUGGAAGGAAUUGCCAGAGCUGCCGAGGAGGCAAUAGAGAAGCUCACAAAGAUCAAAUUCUUGCACUCAGCAGGAGUCGAGAACGAGCACGACGUCAACGAGCUCAGCACGGCCACCGAAAAGCUCAAGAAAACAAAUAUAGACUUAUCUGCAGAGCCAAUAAUUUCGCCCGCUACAGACAGCUACCAAAAUAGCACCACUUUUCCGCUCUACAAGAAAAAGCUAUUUGGAUUCCCAAACGCCAAAUCAUCUGAAAAACCUAGCCAACUCAGGUUCAAGGCAUCGAUAAGCAAAAAUGUGCGACUCGGCUACAUUGUGCCCAGCGUGCUCUCCAAGAUCUCGUCGACAGAGAUCGAGCAGCAGAAGGCAUCGGUUCUUUCGCAAGUGCCGCUCCAAUCCCCAGUUCUGAGUCCCGUGACAUCUCAACACGGGGACGAGCUUGCCCCCGUCAGCUCGCUCACCAGUCUGAAAUCGCUAAAUGACGAUACACUUAAUGAACUGGUCUCCAAACUGGAGUCUAUUCCGUUUUCCAAUGAGGUGGAAAUACAGCUGGAUUCCACCUCAUCGCACCCUCCGGAGAUUGUGUACGUGCGUCCAGCUUUGAAGUCGUGCACAAUCUCCUCGCCAUCACCUAUUCCCGUCACUUUUGAUCCGGACUUUCUGCUCCAGGCAGAGACCCCGGCGAACGCUAUAAUAGGUGUGAAAGACGAAUUUUCGAGUUAUCUUGCAGAGCUGAAAUCGCUUGCUAGAGAGACGGGGCGAGGCAUAGAAAAACAGCUGUGCCACGACUUGAUAUCUCUCUCAAAUAUCGGCCUGGCGCAGAAAACUUUACCGGUCUUUGAAGAGGUAAUCUUGCGGAGCCAGCCAAAAUGGGUGCAAACCAGGGAGGGAUACUCAACUAGGUUCAAGAUCAAACUCAACUGGGACUACGCUACCAUUCGAAAGCUGACGUUGUUGCCUAGCUUCAGCAUAUGCUACCUCACCAAACUCUACUACCUGACGUUAAAGCUGGGCUUCAAAAAACACACCACCAACAGUGCAGUGCUGAAUGUGCCGAUCGAGGUGGCCAAGAUGAGUUUUGGAAAAAAUCUGCAAUGA
Ogataea haglerorum is the source of this 2142-nucleotide messenger RNA. RefSeq lists its product as uncharacterized. Gene Ontology annotation, cellular component: ubiquitin ligase complex. Gene Ontology annotation, biological process: protein polyubiquitination; protein monoubiquitination. The coding region runs from base 1 to 2142 and encodes 713 amino acids. The transcript has a single exon. NCBI's taxonomy places the organism in Eukaryota, Fungi, Ascomycota, Pichiomycetes, Pichiales, Pichiaceae. The record is from RefSeq and is a predicted model, not a curated record. Gene Ontology annotation, molecular function: ubiquitin-ubiquitin ligase activity.